This is a messenger RNA of Drosophila montana, 406 nucleotides long. RefSeq names its product BLOC-1 related complex subunit 7 (gene BORCS7). The transcript is spliced from 2 exons. The coding region runs from base 89 to 406 and encodes 105 amino acids. Gene Ontology annotation, cellular component: BORC complex. NCBI's taxonomy places the organism in Eukaryota, Metazoa, Arthropoda, Insecta, Diptera, Drosophilidae. The record is from RefSeq and is a predicted model, not a curated record.
AUCUGUGAGAUAUUCACCUUGGCCUUUGCAUUGUUUACGCAGAAAAAUUUGUGAAAAUUUAUAAAAAUUGUUAAAACCCAAAAAUAAAAUGGCAUCAGCGUCUAGUUCCAGUGCCCGUCACUUGUUUGAUGAUUCCAAGAAGCGUCUGUGCGCUCGCGUUGGCGUUAAUGUGAACAACUUAGGUUCUGUGGCCAGGCAAGUGGUUCGAGGCUCCAAGACAAAUGAGAUUAUGCAUCAGACGCUAAAGAACUUCACACAAGUGGACGUGGUUUCCGAUUACAGCAAUCAGAACCUGCAGAAGAUGACGCUCAUCCUGCAGCAUGUGGGUUAUCAGUACGAUGUUAUGGAAGACAGCGUCAAUCAUUUGGAUUACCUCAAGGAGCAGGUAACGGCUAUGGAAAGAUGA